Messenger RNA from Suillus fuscotomentosus, 456 nucleotides. RefSeq lists its product as uncharacterized. Gene Ontology annotation, molecular function: nucleic acid binding; ATP binding. The annotation marks the transcript as partial. The transcript has 2 exons. The record is from RefSeq and is a predicted model, not a curated record. NCBI's taxonomy places the organism in Eukaryota, Fungi, Basidiomycota, Agaricomycetes, Boletales, Suillaceae.
CGCGUCAUUAAUGUAUGUAUCUACUCUACAACUCCAAUGGACGUGAACUCUAUCAUCCAAGCUGUGCAGGAAGCCUCGAUGGAAGGACUAGAUUCAUUUGCUCGUUCGCUGAUACAAGAACGGCUCCCUACCGACUAUAUCGAAACCCUCAGUGACAAGGAUAAGACGGAUGUGUUACGCGCUUGCCUGCUCGUGUACAUCCUCACGGCUACAACCAUUGUUCCACGAGUAUUCCAGCUAGAAGCCAUUCUUGCAACAUUGAAUGGCCAUGACAGCAUAAUUACAGCCGGUACAGGCUGCGGAAAGACCUUGUGUCUCAUAAUUCCGAAUCUACUUCGUCCAGACACUAUCAGUGUGACGAUUUCACCUCUGAAACGUCUCCAGAUCACACAGGUGAAUGAAUGCAUGAAAUACGGCAUAUCUACAAUAUCAAUCAAUGAAGACACCCCAAAUGAU